GCUGUGGACUGCGAGUCCGGCCCCUUCCCCGACCCCCAGCCAAAAAUCCCUCACAGAUACACAACAGUACAUGAGAGAUCCCUACCAAGAGCAGGACAAGUCUCAGACCCCCCUGAAGACUCUCAGACCCCCAGGGAUCCCACCACCACCAUGAAGGAACUUAAAGCCCUGAAGAUCCGGAUCGCCUUCUUUAUCACCCUGAUUGGGGUGUCUCUGAUGUUGGCCGCCAUCAUGGGUAACCAUUGGGCGGUCAUGAGCCCGAAGGUGGACGAUUUCACCCAUCCCUGCGAGGUGGCCCACUUCGGCCUGUGGAAACUGUGCACCAAGAGGAUCACGGUGGAGGGCAACGAUGUGGUGAGCACCCUGUGUGGCCCACUCAGUCUUCCUGGAGAGACAAACUGCUCUUACUUCAAGCAUUUCACCUCUGGAGAAACCUCGGAGAUAUUACAGGUCACCACUCAGAAAGAGUACAGCAUCUCGGCUGCAGCCAUCGCCAUCAUCGGGGUCGGCUUCAUGACCAUGGGCACCUUCUGCACCCUUCUGUCCUUCCGGGAGAAGCUGGACUACCUCCUCAAACCGGCCGGCCUUUUCUACGUCUUCGCAGGUCUGUGUAUGAUCAUCUCGGCGGAGGUCAUCAGGCAGUCUGUGCACCGGAUGAUCGACAGCAAGGAGACGGUGUGGAUCGAAUAUUACUACUCCUGGUCCUUCGGCUGCGCCUGCGCCUCCUUCGGUCUGCUCUUCCUGUGUGGCAUCGCCCUGGUGCUCAUCUCUUUGCCCCGGAUGCCCAGGAACCCAUGGGAGUCGUGUAUGGACGCUGAGCCCGAGAUCUGAGGGGCCCCAUCCAUGUCACCGUUGCACUCCAGACGGCAGAUUUAAAAAAAUGUUGAUGGUCUCCGAGGGCCCCCCUCCCCCCCCCCCAAAAAAAGCCUUCAGACCAAUAAAGACGCAGCUCUGCUGAUCUGUACAAUUCCGUCUCCAUGUCAGCAGGAUGGAGAAGGUUCCUUACUGUAUAGAGCUACAAGGAGGAUCAUAGAGUUCAUUGGUUGGUUGUAACUUUUCCCCUCCCCCCCCCCCAGGGCGUCUCUCACCCCACAGCCCCCCUCGUCUGCCUGGAACGAGCCAAUGACAGCGUUCGGACCCGGUACUAGACUUAAGAUGGAGCUCCGGGUGUUAAAAAAAAACGACAAACUAUUGAAUGAAGAUCCCUCUUUUGUUUUCUGCAUGCAAAAUUCUGUUUUUGGAUGGAGUGAGUGUGUAUGGUGGGGGGGGGGGUUAGAACCCCCAUCAGGUUUUUAUUGCUGGGGAUGUUACAUGAUUCUCUGUAUACAACGAUCAUCAAUAUUCUAAAUGAGUCUGGACAAUCCUGGAGGUUACAUAUUAUAUAAGUACUGAUGAAGGGGCCUGAACCUCCGAAACGCGUUGCCUUUCUUUUCUUUUUUUGUUUUUCUACCAAACAUUCAAUUAAAAAAAAUUCUGGAA
This is a messenger RNA of Rana temporaria (common frog), 1479 nucleotides long. It is a transcript of the gene CACNG1, whose product is annotated as calcium voltage-gated channel auxiliary subunit gamma 1. NCBI's taxonomy places the organism in Eukaryota, Metazoa, Chordata, Amphibia, Anura, Ranidae. Gene Ontology annotation, molecular function: voltage-gated calcium channel activity; calcium channel regulator activity. Gene Ontology annotation, cellular component: membrane; L-type voltage-gated calcium channel complex. Bases 151 to 831 code for a protein of 226 amino acids. Gene Ontology annotation, biological process: calcium ion transmembrane transport; regulation of calcium ion transmembrane transport via high voltage-gated calcium channel. The transcript is spliced from 4 exons. The record is from RefSeq and is a predicted model, not a curated record.